Messenger RNA from Hermetia illucens (black soldier fly), 1087 nucleotides. RefSeq names its product dnaJ homolog subfamily C member 30, mitochondrial. Lineage: Eukaryota; Metazoa; Arthropoda; Insecta; Diptera; Stratiomyidae. Bases 137 to 928 code for a protein of 263 amino acids. The transcript has 2 exons. The record is from RefSeq and is a predicted model, not a curated record.
UCAAAAUUAAACCUCGAAGAUAUGACAUAACAGGCGAACGUCAAAAUUUGUAAAUAAAAUCCAAACAAAAUUUUCUGGCAAUAUCGUCCGCCUGGUGUGUGCUUUUAUUGUGAUAAAACAGUAGUAAUUAUUAGAUAUGUUCUCCUCCCGCUACUUUCGGUUGGCUCUUCGGGAAUUCCUGGGAGCAAUGGCGCGAUGCGACAGGUUAUCGAUAUCUCGGAGUAUUUGCACCACGUCUGUCCUUUUAGUUAAUUACUACGAGGUUCUGGGUAUUCCGCGGAGUGCUACGCAAAGUGAUAUAAAAGCGGCAUAUUAUCGAUUGUCGAUGCUUCAUCAUCCAGACAAAAAUAAGGAUAAUGCGGCGUCUGUCGAGAAGUUCCGGGAAAUAACAGAAGCCUAUGAAGUGCUGGGGAAUUUCAGAUUAAAACGGCUUUACGAUAAAGGAAUUAUUCAUACGGCAGGGUCUCAGUAUGCCCAUAUGCGGCCUCGUUUUCACGAUGAAGACGUCAAGGAAGAACCGGAUGACCCUCAAACCAAAUUCUACAAAGCGCAUAUGAAAAAAUCCCAAGUUCCUCAUGCAUCUGGUCGUACUCCGAUAUAUAAUUUUGAUGAAUGGUCGCGAGCCCAUUAUGGUGCUUCUUUCGAACGACGUAAAGCAGCAAAGGAGAAAUUCGAAACGAAAGAAAGGAAACGAGCAGCGGAUGUGGCGACCUUAGAGAAAGAAAUUCUUCUCAUUGGGAUAGCAUUUCUUUUUGCAUGCAUGUUCUUAGUAUUCAAGCAAGAGAGCGGUUUAGAUGUAUUUCUUGAGAAAGGUCCACCCGCGAUAGAAGUAGAAAAUAGUAUUGACGACCAGCAAAAUAAGACGACAGUACAAGUGAGUGGUAGUAAUGACUUGGAUAAGAAAAUAGUGCAACAAGCGAAGAAUUAAUGAUACGAACAUGACAAUUCUGUUGUCAACGAAGAAUGUUUAGUAACAAUUUUUUUUAGUACGUAAUAAGGUGUAAAUUAUUUUUGCUGUACAUAAAUAUUUUAAUUAAAGAAGAAUUGUGAGGAUUGACGAUGCUGGGCAUCAUCCUGUUGAUAAGAA